Rhagoletis zephyria (snowberry fruit fly) is the source of this 1696-nucleotide messenger RNA. Its product is annotated as protein DGCR14 homolog. Lineage: Eukaryota; Metazoa; Arthropoda; Insecta; Diptera; Tephritidae. The record is from RefSeq and is a predicted model, not a curated record. Gene Ontology annotation, cellular component: catalytic step 2 spliceosome.
AUCUUCAAAUUUCAAUUUCUUGUUAGCCUAAGCUAUAUUAUAAGGCAAACGUCAUAAUGAGUGAACCACCUACCCCAAACACGCCUGGGAGUCAAGCACUUGUGAAACUGAAGGAACGUGACAGCACACUGCAAGACUUUAAAGUGCCUACCGCUGGGGCAGUGCGCAAGAAAACCAAACAGAAGAUACUAACAGAGGAAAUGUACAUUGAUGAGCUUUCCAAAAUUAUACAACGUGACUUCUUUCCACACUUGGAUAAAUUGCGUGCACAAAAUGACUACCUCGAUGCGAUGGACCGCAAAGAUUACGCACAAAUGGAGGCCAUACGUGCCAAGUAUAGUGGGCGCAGGCCCACCGAUCGAGGCUCCAUGUCGCCGGCCACAUUUGAGACACCAGCAAGUGCAACUGGUAUUAUGACACCGCGUCUUGAGGGCAGUGGUGCUGCCUCGGAUACACCGAAGUCAGCUAUAUCCAGCUGCUCGAAAGCGUCAAAAACUGGAACGGAACAAAAAUCUGUAGCGGAUAAGCAUUCAUUGGAUUCUUUUCUGCAGCAUUACACAAGCGAAGAUAACCAUAGUUUUCAAGAAAUUAUCGAUACUGCCGAUGAAAAACUACGACAAAAAUUUGCUGUACUGUAUAAUGAAGAAAAACUGUCGGCUGAUAAGUUGGCGCGGGCGUUAACGCUACCAUCCAUUGAAAAGCAGUUUGAUGAACCAGAUCCAUUGCGAAAGAUUGAAACAUGGAGCUACACGAACAAAAACUCUAUUAUGUAUAUACCUGAUGGUGUAGAACUUACUGAAAAGGAACGUGUGGAAGCUGCCAAGCAGCGGGAAAUAAUACAGCACAGUGCCACACGACUUAGCAGUAAUCCUUUUGUUGAGCCUGCUACUCCUAAAUCAAACAAUGAGUUAGCUAAAAACCAAUCUCAGGCGCUUAUUAAUAAAAUUGGACUAGAUGGUAAUGCCAUAACGCUUGGUGAGGAAGACGAGGGACCGCAGGUUCGGGGGUUUAAUUUAGUGAAGACGCCAUCACCACGACCAGGGGAAGCGUUUUCACCGCUCAUGACAUGGGGAGAAAUCGAAGGUACACCCUUUCGGCUCGAUGGUUCUGAUACGCCAGUACGUCCUAAUGUAGGACCAGCUUUCACCAUCACCGAAAAUUCGCGACGUGAAAACAUUGCAAUAGCGUUGGCAGAAAAAGUGGGUGAAAAGAUGCGUGCACAGAAGCAAAGGGCGGCUGACACAGCACGUAAGAAUAUCAACUCGCCAUUCAUACGUUCGAACAUGGAACGCUUGGCUUCAAUGUCACCGGCCGCAAGACGUUUAGCAACCUCUAAAUUAGGCAUAGGCACAACACCAAUUAUGCCCACGCCGCAGCGGACACCUGGAGCAGUAAUGCGGAGGGCCAAACCAACAUCGAAAGCUAUGAAUUCCCGCAAAACGCCAGCGGGUAGUGCAAGCACAAGCACCUCAGCACCUAACACACCAAAACAGAUCAGUAGCGGCAAGUCAACACUCACUGAUGAUCUAUUGAAAAUUCCUACGAAACGAUUGCGAGCAUCGGAUUUCUUUUAAAUGGAGUGAUAUUUUGGUAGAUUAAGAGAAGCGAGUUUGGGUGCAUUCCGAAACGUCAAAAUACAAAGUAUAAGUUUCUUUUAUUUCAAAAUUUCAGUAGAUUGUAAUGCCAAAAUGUGGGC